AUGGAUUUUGGGGAUUCUGAUGGCGGGGGCUUUGGCGGGGAGCAAUCGUCAAAGCCUCGAGCUCUCCCAGCUGAUCUCCCAAAGUCUCUAGAUGACCGUAGAAUUGUAUCGACAGAGCUAGUCCCUGAGACUGAGAUGUAUGAUGGCUGGCAAGGUCAAUCCCAGUUCUUGACAAGCCCGAUGCUUGCGAAGCCGCUGCAGUUUAGCAACCUAACGCUGGACGAUCCUAACUACGAUCAAGACUUAACAAGUACCAUGCCCGAUAGCGAUACGCGACUGAUGCAGAUGCUCGCAGCGCAAGCUCAACACCAUGGAGGGGAGGCUUUUGGCGAUGUGGAUGCUAUUGCGACAGAUGAGAAACUUCCAGAUGAGGAGAAGACCUCUAUACUUCAAAAGGCCUUGAUCAUGUCUGCAAGCAAUGGCGACCUUGAUAACGUAAAAAAGAUACUUGGUGGGAAGGCAAGGUCGUUCGUUGAUAUCAAUGCGCCAGAUGAAGAGGGAACGCCAUCCUUGGUUUAUGCGAGUUGCUUUGGACACGAAACUGUAGUGCAGGCUCUCGUAGAUGCUGGGGUCGAUGUAGAUAAGCAGGAUCGCAACUAUUGGAGCCCCUUAAUGUGGGCAAUGACGAAUAGACAUAAGGGCAUUGCGAAAACACUCCUAGACAAUGGAGCGUCACCAGAAGCUAAGACUUCGUCUGGAAGAACAGCUUUUGAUUUUGUUCCACCCGAUAGCGAGAUGUCGUUCUACUUACACGACAACGGCUAUAGCCUUGGGAAUGCUGGGGUGACUGAUGACUUCUACAACCCUGGCUUCUCCCAAGAUAGGUUUGAAGAGGAGAUGGCCGAAAACGAAUUCCGUCGACGAAUGAUGAUGGAUAGCGCACGCGACCUAGAGGUUGAUUUGGGUAAUAUGGGAAUAGAUGACCAACCUGAGCCUGUGGACGAGUUCGAAGAGGAUCUGCAAGAAUUCGAUUGGAACCGGUGUUUGCAUGACCAAAUGUUCGUAUUUCAAGAGAGCGAUCUGGACAAGAUGCUCGAUAUGGUUAUUACCAACAUGCAACCUCAACGAUCACCUUCUCAGAAGCCUGUCCCAGCGAAUAUGAUCUUCCUCAGCGCGCGAUACGCCCACUACCAUUCUAGCCAUGAAUUAUUGGCUAAGUUACUCGUCACUGCUCAGGAUAAAAUUAAUGAAGUCGUCGAAGCCCAUCAAUGGGAUAUGACCAUUUUGGCUUUUUGGAUGUCCAAUGCCACCCUACUAUUACACUACCUAAAGAAAGAUGCCGGCUUAGUCGAGGCGACAACAGAGUUUCAAGCACAGCUUGCAGAACUCGUCAACGAGAUUUUCAUUCUUAUUGUAAGAGAUGCCGAAAGACGGUUAGAUAAAGUUCUGGACGCCGCGAUGCUUGACCAUGAGACUAUACCCGGGCUUGAAGAUGUCACUUUCCAACACGAGUGGAAAUUAUUCAAGAGGAAAAAGGAGGUUAAAGAAGAGCCCCUAGAGAAGCGACUACGCCCCCCUUCUCCGAAGCAGCGCGCCAAGCCCGCCCCUCGAAAUGUAACAUCCCUUCUAUCAUCUACUUUAUUCGUUCUCGACCUAUAUGAUAUUCAUUCAGUAAUCACAUCUCAAAUCAUAUCUCAACUACUCUACUGGAUCGGCGCGGAACUCUUUAAUCGGAUUAUGAAUAACAGAAAAUACCUCGCAAGAACAAAGGCGAUGCAGAUUAGGAUGAAUGUUUCGGUUCUGGAGGAUUGGGCUCGAUCUAAUAACAGACAACCCGAACACUAUGAACAUGGAGAGAUGGUCUCAUCCGGAGAAACAACAAUGGAAGCAGCACGUAAACAUCUAGCUCCCGUCGUGCAGCUUCUUCAGUGGUUACAGUGUUUUUCAUCUUUAGAUUCAGAGAAUCUAGAAGCUUUAAUCGGGACGCUCCAACAACUUAAGCGACUAAGUUCGCAGCAGUUGAUAUACGCUGCUAAAAAUUAUCGGCUAGAAGUAGGAGAAAAGGGGUUGCCUAAGAGCGCGAUGAAAUAUCUCGACGCAAUUCGGAAAGAGGCCGCGCUCAGAAGAGAUCGUAGGAGAACGGCGUCGCCAAUGCCCAGCGCACCAUCGACGCCUAUUAGGAAUACGUAUAAUGGUCAUAAUGCGGAAACACCGGGAAGCAUACAAGGCACACCAAACCCAGAACAAGACGAUGACGACGACAUACCAGACGGGAUCAAUCUCGAUCCGUCCUUGAUGUUACCAUUUACACUGCCAACAGUCACGGACAUGCUUAUUUCUUACGGCGCCGGAUUUGGAGGAGUCAAUAGGGAGCGAGAGAGAAAGUACAUUCCAACGAUUUCACCAGAGUUGCUCGAUAAGCUGGAAGUAAGCAGCAAUCCAAGCCGACCAAUAUUUGGUGAAAAGGAUUGGGAGAAUGAAGAAGUCUGA
Daldinia childiae is the source of this 2430-nucleotide messenger RNA. RefSeq names its product Dilute domain-containing protein C25B8.08. NCBI's taxonomy places the organism in Eukaryota, Fungi, Ascomycota, Sordariomycetes, Xylariales, Hypoxylaceae. The transcript is spliced from 4 exons. Gene Ontology annotation, molecular function: GTPase binding. The coding region runs from base 1 to 2430 and encodes 809 amino acids. The record is from RefSeq and is a predicted model, not a curated record.